Molecule: messenger RNA, 1632 nt
Organism: Botrytis sinoallii
Lineage: Eukaryota; Fungi; Ascomycota; Leotiomycetes; Helotiales; Sclerotiniaceae
Exons: 2
Coding region: 1-1632 (543 amino acids)
Source: RefSeq, a predicted model, not a curated record
AUGUUAGAGUAUCAGUCUAUCUUACCUAGCCGCGUCGAGGGCACUUGUGAAUGGGUGCUCACUAAUCCACAAUAUGUCCGUUGGCUAUCAACAGAAAAAGAGGCAUGUAUUUUGUGGGUUAGUGGGCAUUCGGGCAGUGGUAAGACUAUCUUGUCAGCAUUUUUACUCGAACAUCUUGGAUCCAGCAUCUCUUCCACGGGUACCAAGUUGAUUGUUUGCUGCUUUUUCUGUGAUGAAAAAAUUGAAGCGCAAAGAGAUGCGAAAGCCAUUAUUCGUAGCCUCAUAUAUCAAAUUAUUGUACGACGACGUGUCUUGAUAAAACAUGUGAAGGCGGCUUAUGAUAUGCAAGGAGCUCAUUUGACAGAUAACUUCAACGAACUCUGGAGAAUAUUUACGGCUAUAACAAAUGAUCGAAAAGUCGGCCAUUUAAACGUCAUUAUUGAUGCUAUCGAUGAAUGCGAAGAUAAUACAAGAGAUCGCUUCCGACCUCUGUUGUGGCGAAAAUAUACAUUGGCGCGCGAAAGCACCGAGCACACUCUAUCAAUUGAGAACCUCAACUCGAACAACGAAAGCGAUCUUCAUUUAGUCAUACGGACAAGACUUGAUGCCAUAGUAAGAAGGACGCAGUGCCGCCCUGAAACAAGGGAGUUUCUGGAACAUGCUUUAUAUUCGCGAGCCGACCAAACAUUCCUCUGGGUGACUGUAAUUCUCCAUAUUCUAGAGAGAACAUACCUUACCUCCCAAAAUGACUUUCAGCGAAUCAUUAACAAACUCCCAAAGGGAUUAACAGCUACUUACGAGCGCUUUCUACUGACUAUUCACUCGGAUUAUCAGAACAUAGCAAAUAAGCUACUGCAUUUUAUUGUUGGUAGCAUGCGCUCACUUUCGCUAGACGAACUUCGAAUCUUACUGGCUAUCCAGCCCCACCAUAGAAAUAUGGAGCAAGUCGAGGAGGAGUGCCAGCAAAAUAUUAGCGAAACUAUCCAGGGCAUACUAGGUCCAUUGGUACGAAUAUCUGAUGAUAUAGUAUCCCUCGUGCACCAAUCUGCCAAGGAAUUCUUGCAAAACCUUUGGACUUGGAAGAAUAAUCCUGUAUCUCAAGUGUUCGGCGUUGAAUUCGAGAAAGCCAACUUUUUAUUGACUGAAGCAACGAUGUCAUAUCUUCUAUUGGAGGAUUUUGCUGUCGAUAAAUUCGCGUAUGCGACUGAUAAUCACUUGCCUGAGAUUGUACAAUCUGAGGACAAGGAUGCUUUCUGGGACGCAUUCGAACUCGAGGAAGAUAUCACUCUCCAAGAAAUUGAACACACAAGCUAUCACACAUACCAAGAUAUCGCUGCUGCUCAUACUCUUUUCGAUUACUCUUCUCGAUAUUGGUCAGAACACUAUUCGAGAUCAGGAUCAGCAAAGACAAGUGCUUCUAAGUCUGCCUUCAGUCUGCUGAACAUGAGUCAGAAUUUUCCUAAGAAUUGGUUUCGUUACUUUUGGUUUUUCGCAGAACCAGGUUAUUUGUACCCUUCCAACUUUGAUACAUUGAUUGCCGCAUGCUACUUUGGUCACGUCGAAAUACUGGGUGCGUCAUUAGCAAGAAAUUAUAAGCACGAUCAGACUAUCACAGAGACUGCUUUGUAUUGA